AUUUUUUUCCCCAACUUCCAGCUCUAUCUCUCUACCUCUGUCUUCUCUCUCUCUACAAACACCUCCAAAUCUAGAUCUCCCCCCCCUCCCUCCUCCGAUCUCUCCAUCGCCAAUCGACCUCCAAAACCACCCCCUCCGCUCCGAGUCCUCGUCACCAUGCCUCCAUCUCCAGUGAAUAGCCUUUGCCGUCGCCUCUUCCUUCUCCUCCAUACACGCCGCCAGCUCCUACCCCAGGCGAGUCCAGCUGCUACUUCGAUGGCCAACCCCCUCCCUUUGCGUCCUCCACCGGUGAACAACGCCGCCAUCGACGGAGUCGACCAGCCAAGCCUCUACGCCGCCGCUCCAUCCUCCGUCCUCCAUUCGCCUUUUUUCUCCCCUCCGGCGAACGUCCAACAGCCACGACACAACUUCGGCUCCUCUCCCACAGCGAUACCUCCGGCAAACCCCUUCGGCGUUCCAAGAAUGCAACCCUUCCUCAUCGAAAAUGAAGAAUCCAUCUUCAGAAUGGUUAAUUUCUUGAAGGUGAUUCUAGCUAGAGGGCUAAAUUAUUUCUUUUUUUGUGUUGGAGGGGAUGAGAAGCAGCCAAAGCUUCGUUUGAUUGCUGAUGAGAACAAUGGGGGUUUUCCAAAUGCAAAGAAUAACGGAAUGACCGAUACACAUUGUGAAAGCAAGCGUGAAAUGAAAGCUCCAAGUUUGGUUGCUAGGCUCAUGGGUUUGGAAUCGAUGCCAGCAAGAUCAGGCAUUAAGCCCUAAAAGGCUUCAGCUUCUGAAACUUGGAGCAAUGUGGCAGACAAACUUGGUGCUCGACCUGGCGGAUCUGAUAAAGAAGAUAUGGAUUUUGAGAUGGCCGAAAUAAAGAGUUAAGAACCAGGUUUGCAAAGGUUUAGAGCUAAAUGUGCUCUCACUUAUCCUACUAGAUAUUUUUCUCCUUUGGAAGAUGAAGCAGAUUUAGUUGGGAAUUCACUUGAUCACCAUUCAACUGACAGCUACCUCUCCAGCAGUCCCAAUAGUAGCUCAAAGGACAAAGUGCUUGCUGAAUCUGUGAACUCUGUUGAUGAUGAACCACUCUUUCCAGAACCUGAUAGAGACCUUUCGGAUUGUGAGACCUCAUUAAACAGCAGGAGGUGUUGCAGAGAACUAAUUCAUAACGUUUCUGGAGUGCUCAGCAUGAUUGAUCAGUUAAAAGGAAGCAAACUCAGCUACGCAAAAAAGGUCAUUUUUAAUGAGGAACUCAUAUUUGGAACUACACCUCAACAGCAGGCUCUACCUGUAGAGGAUGGGUUCUCUGUGAGCCAUUUUCUCCUCAAUGAACAUGAAAUGUUUUCGAGUUUUCUGUGGAUGGCUUACGGUGAGUUGCUUGGCUGUAAUGACCCAAAACAGAUGAAUCACCUUAAAGGAUUCGCCUUUGAUUGUCUAUU
Capsicum annuum is the source of this 1418-nucleotide messenger RNA. RefSeq lists its product as uncharacterized. The transcript has 4 exons. Lineage: Eukaryota; Viridiplantae; Streptophyta; Magnoliopsida; Solanales; Solanaceae. The record is from RefSeq and is a predicted model, not a curated record. The coding region runs from base 157 to 753 and encodes 198 amino acids.